Molecule: messenger RNA, 3963 nt
Organism: Labrus mixtus (cuckoo wrasse)
Lineage: Eukaryota; Metazoa; Chordata; Actinopteri; Labriformes; Labridae
Product: shaker-related potassium channel tsha2-like
Exons: 2
Coding region: 1085-2527 (480 amino acids)
Biological process (GO): protein homooligomerization; potassium ion transmembrane transport
Cellular component (GO): voltage-gated potassium channel complex; membrane
Molecular function (GO): delayed rectifier potassium channel activity; protein binding
Source: RefSeq, a predicted model, not a curated record
UCUCUCUCUCUCUCUCUCUCUCUUCUCUGUUGGCUGCUCUGAGAUGUAAAUCUGUGUUUUUCCUUUUUCAUGUCAUCUCAUUUUUUUUUUUUUUCAUUUUCCCCCUGCUGCUCCCUCGGGCCAUUCCAUGGGAAAAGAAACUUUUCCUGCAGCCCUGAGAGGAAUCCAGCUAUUUUAGGAGAACACGUCACUGCUUUGAGCUGCAGCCCAGAAACUCCUUCUUUCCAUCAUCCACAGCUCAGCUUUUUUUUUUUUCUACUUGUUGCACAGCCCUGCACUGUUUACCUUUUUAUUCAGAGGCACGUUGCAUUUUUAAAUCCUUCAUAUUUGGAGCAGGAAAUAGAAGAACACAUGUCUUGUUUCCCUGCAGCAGGCAGCGCGGAGACAUGACGGAUCCUGCAAGUCGUGCACAACUUGUGGAGCUCGGCGGCGUGCAGGCUGGUGUGGAAACGUCAGCAAGGGGUUUUUGUGUUGAGGCGGCUGCAGCGUGACAUUGCACUGGAAUCUGUGUGUCUCCGUGAGUGUGUCAUCUGUGGAGGGUUAGGGUGUGUGUGGAAGGAGGAGGACAAAAGCUCUGAGCUACAGGUAUCCAUUCAAAGCAUGAAUGAAAAAACAUUUUUUUUUUCUUUGCAUGAAAAUUGUUUUUGCACGACAUUCUCGAGCUUUCCACGUUUCCAGACGGAUUCAUUCACAAAUGCAUGCUCAUCUUUACGCGCCACCGCAUCAUAAACAACAACUCCAGUGAUAACCUUGAACCCGUGCCACGCUGGAGACAACAGGUUCAUUACGCACGACUCUUUUUGUGCACGAAAUUGAGAGAGCGUGCACACACACACGUCAGCGCGGGGAGGGCAAAGCCUGCUUAAGAUGCAGUGAAUGUGACAGCCGAGUCCAGACUACAGCAGCGUGGACGGAGAAAAGGUGAGAGUGGAGGUGGUGGUGGUGGUGGGGGGGCAUCGAACAAUGCCAGAGGAAGCAGCUCACCCGCAGACGUGACGAAGACACACCGAGCAACAACAAAGGCUGAGGGGGAGCAGAGAGGACUGAGGAGCGGGACGCGGCGCCCUUGUCUGUGGGGGGAAACAUGACAGUGGUGCCCGGAGAGAACCUGGAUGAGACUGUGGCACUGGCCGCGCUGUCAGCCCAGGAUGUGUACGACCCGGAGUGCGUGGAGAACCAGGAGUGCUGUGAGCGCGUGGUCAUCAACAUCUCCGGGCUGCGCUUCGAGACGCAGCUGAAGACCCUGGCCCAGUUCCCCUGCACGCUGCUGGGGGACCCCAGGAAGAGGAUGCGCUUCUUCGACCCGCUGCGUAACGAGUACUUCUUCGACCGGAACAGACCCAGCUUCGAUGCCAUCCUGUACUACUACCAGUCAGGGGGGAGGCUCCGGAGACCCGUCAACGUGCCCGUGGACAUCUUCAUGGAGGAGAUCAAAUUCUACGAGCUGGGAGAGGAGGUGAUCGAGAAUUUUAAGGAGGAUGAGGGCUUCAUUAAGGAGGAGGAGCGGCCACUGCCCGAGAACGAGUUCCAGCGGCAGGUCUGGCUCCUGUUCGAGUACCCGGAGAGCUCCGGACCUGCCCGGGGGAUCGCCAUCGUCUCCGUCCUGGUCAUCCUCAUCUCCAUCGUCAUCUUCUGCCUGGAGACUUUACCUGAGUUCAGAGAAGAAGCCAAAACGUUUGAUGACGAGCUGGUGCUGAACGGAACUACGCGCGCAAAGAAGCCAAACCCGUUCACGGACCCGUUCUUCAUCGUGGAGACCCUCUGCAUCAUCUGGUUCUCCUUCGAGCUGCUGGUCCGGUUCCUGGCCUGCCCCAGCAAGCCCGCCUUCUUCAAGAACAUUAUGAACACCAUCGACAUCGUGGCCAUCAUGCCCUACUUCAUCACGCUGGGUCUGGAGCUGGCGGAGCACCAGGGGAACGGACAGCAGGCCAUGUCUCUGGCCAUCCUCAGGGUCAUCCGCCUGGUCCGGGUCUUCAGGAUCUUUAAGCUCUCCAGACACUCCAAGGGUCUGCAGAUCCUGGGGAAGACCCUGCAGGCCAGCAUGCGGGAGCUGGGACUGCUCAUCUUCUUCCUCUUCAUCGGAGUCAUCCUCUUCUCCAGCGCGGUCUACUUCGCGGAGACGGACGACCCGGAAUCCGGCUUCAGCAGCAUCCCGGACGCGUUCUGGUGGGCCGUGGUUUCCAUGACAACAGUGGGCUACGGGGACAUGUGUCCGGUUACGAUCGGCGGGAAAAUCGUGGGCUCUCUGUGCGCCAUCGCCGGCGUGUUAACCAUCGCGCUGCCGGUGCCGGUCAUCGUCUCCAACUUCAACUACUUCUACCACCGCGAGACCGAGCACGAGGAGCAGUUCCAGUACACGCACGUGACCUGCGGCCAGCAGCAGCCGGCGUUUGGAGACUUCAACAAGAGCGACAGCAAACCGAGUCUGUGCAAGUCCGAGUACCUGGACAGCGAGGACGCGGACUCCAUCAAGUACACCAACUGCAGCCCGCACAAAGCCUACACCGGGAAGCUCACCGAUGUCUGACUGUGUUUGAGAUCCUUAUUUCCGCCAUCAUAGGGAUUCAUUUCAGACUCACAGAGGAUGGAUUACCUGAGAGAUCACCUUUUGUUUCCACCUCCUAACUGUCUUCCAUUACGCGCGCCAUGAGCAGGAGAACGCUUCAGAACGAUCAGCCAGCUGUAGCACUUUAUGAUUAUGAAUCUUUCUCUUAGUAAUUUAUUGCCCUAAUGAUGCAGGUUUUUAAAGUUUACAUUUUGCUUUUCUGAGAAAACGACACAGGACCAAUUCAAUCUAAAUUUACACUCUGAUGCAGCAGGCACGUGGAGGCUGUUGUUGUUGUGGUCCCGCACACACACACACACACACACACACACACACACACACACACACACACACACACACACACACGCACGCACACACACCUGUUAUUUCACCCUCAUGUAUUUUCCACUCAGGCUCAGAUGAUGAAUCCUAAAAUUAACCCACUUUGACGCCAGAUUUGAUUUGAACCUUUAACAGCCUGCCAGACAGAAACCAGGGCACGCAGACCUUCUCGUUUGACACACAGACUCCAGGAGGUUAAAUCCUCCUCAGCAGCCUCUGCCUGUGUGAAAAUAUUAUGAAAUCAGAAGCAGCCUUUUUUUCCCAAAUCCAAGAGCGCCCCCGUGUGGCUGAAACCACGCCCUGCAUCUCUUGUCUUCGUGUGAUGCAGUUUCUAUAGCAACCUUCCAGACUUUUCUCCUGUGUUAUCUGCCACAGGAGUGAAAAAAGGAAGAAGCUGGAGCUGCGGAGACGAGGCCAGAAAAACCACCAUGUUGUGGAAGCCUCCAUGUUGUUUUGAUUCAGCAGCUCGGCCUGAUGCAGAAAAACUCAUUAAAUAUAUGAAAUAUGAUGAAUUAUCAGGCGGGCGUUCGACCUGUUGUCCAUGCACCUUAGUCCCACAGAGAAUAUGAUCCCUCCUAAUGGUCCAAAGUCGACUGCAGCUAAAUAAUAUUCUAAUUAUGGGUUAUUUUCAGAUCACAGUUCCGUCUACAAAAUAUAAAAAAUAUCUGCUAGAGACCAAACUGAGGGUUGGAAAUUGUAGAUAUUUCCAUCCAGGAGAGCUGCAGCAUUGAUUCUGAUUAUGAAGAAAACAUAUUCCUCUAAGUUGUGGUGAAAAAAUAUUUAAUUUGCGUUUGUUUUUAAGCUCAAUCAGCACUGAUUUUAGACAGAUUUAUGAUUAAAGAACAUGAAUAUAAGAUAAACACACCUCGGUGAAUAUCAGUUUUGGCAUUAUUUAAUAUUCUGCAGUUAAUUGUUGAGUAAAAAUGUCCUGAAAUCUUUUUCUUUUUUUAUGUUCAAGUUAAAUUCCCCUGACGAAAACUUCCAAGUGAUCUAAGAAAUGUAAAUGAUAUAAAAUAAUGAAACUAGAAUCAGUUCAUGAAUGAUAGAAAUGGAUUCUUCAGCACUUUCUCAGAUAC